AUGGUUCAGAAAAUAAUCGCCGGUGGUCUGCACUCGGCCGACCCAGAGUGUACUGCCUACACGACCGAUCUCAUGGAGAAACUCGAACAGGCAAAGGCCGAGAACCCUGGCGAGGAGGCCUUGGUCGACGACACCGUCGCAAGCGCUUACUGCGAGCAGUUUGCCCUCCAGACGCUGGCCAAAGCGGAGCGCGAGAUGGCUGAGAACAGAGUCAAUGGACAAACAGUUGAUACCCUGCGCGCAGCCUCCACAUUCCUCGAGAUGAUGUCCGUCUGGAAAAACAACGACGCUGAAAUCGCCGCAAAGACAAAGUACGCCAAGUACCACGCCCUACGCAUCCUCAAAGCUAUCAAGGCUGGUGAAGAUCCCAAUGCCACGAACCCCGUGCAAGAAACCCAACGAGCUGCAUCGCCGCCUGCUUUAGAUCCAGAAGACCCAGAGGUACAGCGUAUAAACCAGGGCGCUCCACCGCAAAGUCCAUACCAGUCAUACGUUGAGUCGGCCCCAGAUACCUCACAACCAUCGCCCAACUUCUCCGCUGCUCCAGUGUCGCCUCCUGCUCCCGAUCUCCCUUCUGCGCCCACCGGAUACACACAGCCCUCGCAUGGCGACGUAUCUCCCAUGUCACAGCCCGCCCAGUCACGGCAGGGCUCUGUCACUUCUAUAGGCGGGGGGUAUUUCCCAAAGACAGAUCCUCCUACCUUCACGGGAGAGUCGGCGCCACCCGGUCUACCAACAGCACCAAUGGAUCGCGAUCCCUUGACAUCUUCUCUGCCUGCCAGUCCCCAAGUACCGCAAGCGCCUGGUGCAUCGGAUCCUGCGAGCUUCUACCAAAAUUCUGCAUCAACACCAGCCGCUCCGCCUGUCCAGAAUACCUACCAACCUCCUCCGCAAAAUCAAUACGCACCACCACAGACAAGCGCUUUCCCGCCUCAACAACAAUACACACCAACGCCGCUCCAGAACCCGUAUGCUCAACCCACACCGCCAACCCAACCUCCACAGCACUAUUCCAAUGGGCCUUUCAAGAAUGACGAAGACUCGAUUGCGCUGGCCCAAAAGCACAUACGAGGAAAGAAGAACCUCGUGCUUGAGAAGACGCUUGCCGGCCCGCUGAAUCUCCUUGUCAAGUUCUCGACGCUACAAGAAUAUGGCGUUGACAAGCCCUUUUUCCUUGAGAACGACAACGUCGACUCCUCACAGCGCAACAUUGUCUUCCUCGUUAGAGGCGAAAAGGCAAAGACUGUGAUGGCUGUUGCUGGUAACGAAAUUGAACAUGAAUUCUCCAUCUUCUGGGUUCCCCGCCGCACUUUGACGUCCGAUCAACUACUUGAAGAAGCAGGUGUCCUGGGUGAAGCUAGUGUGAGCGAGUGGCCAUUGUUUUUCGUGCCUCUUGCAGAUGAUGUCUUGUCGCUUGAGCUGGAAGAUGCCGUGUCGGAUCUGUAUCUUCGAAAAGACCCGACGGCCAUAUAUUUGUCGGCCAAGGCGCUGAUGCUCCAGCAGCAAAAGUAUGGACUCUUUCCACGAAUCAUUGGUAAAGGUGACAAUGGAAAGCGCCUUGCGGACCUGCUCAUUCGUAUGCGCACCGAGGUUGCUGCGAGCGAGACGUCUGGUAGCGGAGGACCGUCGUUUUUGGGAUUGACACCUAGCUCCAACAUAGACAGCCUCAUCAUUAUUGAUCGAGAAGUUGACUUUCCUACCGUGCUACUGACUCAGCUCACCUAUGAGGGCCUUAUUGAUGAGGUCUUCAACAUCUCUGCCAACCAAACGGAGGUUGAUUCUUCGGUCAUUGGCGGCGUAACGCCUCAACAAGGUCAGACGGGCUCGGCAUCUACCAGCAUGAAGCGCAAGGUCAUGAUUGAUGCAAAGGACACAUUGUACGCAGAUCUUGGUGAUGCCAACUUUGCUAUCGUAGGCAAUCUCCUCAAUCAGGCGGCUCGGCGGCUCCAGAGUAGCACUGGACGCGACCAGCUUGCCACGAAGACCACUUCAGAGUUGCGGGACUUUGUCGCAAAGCUUCCCGGUUACCAGGCCGAGCAGGCCAGUCUAAAACUACAUACCAGUCUUGCAGAGGAGAUCAUCAAGUUUACGCGUACCGACAUUUUUACACGAAGUCUGGAAGUGCAGCAAAACAUCAUGUCUGGCGCAGACCCUACAACACAGCACGAUACCAUUACCGAACUGAUCAACCGCGACGUACCUUUGCCUGCCAUUCUGCGUCUACUAUGCUUGGAGAGUACAACAAACGCGGGUAUCCGUCCGAAGGAUCUCGAAAACUUCAAACGUGCCAUUAUUCAGGCCUACGGUCCGCAGCACAUGCUCACCCUCGCUUCUCUCGAGAAGAUGGGUCUGCUUGCCCCACGAGGAGGCGUGAGUCUCGGCGGCGUAGGUGCACCAGCAAAACCAGGCAGUGUAACCAACUACACGCCCUUGAGAAAGAGUCUGAAAAUCUGGGACGACGAUGUCAAUGAGGCAAAUCCAAACGACAUAUCGUACACUUUCUCGGGUUACGCACCCCUAAGUGCCCGUCUGAUCCAAUCAAUCAUCCAAAAACACACUUUGGCAAAUGCCAUCAAGCCUUCCACCGAUCCUCGGGCGUCGGCUCAAGCAAACCCCCUCGCGCAGGGUCUCCGUAUCUUUGAUGAUGCGACGAAAUACAUACGCGGCGCCACAUUUGAUGAGGCGCAAAAGGGAGAGGAAAAAGCUGUGAAAGCGAGGCAGUUGCUCAAUGGCAGCCAAGCCGAGAAAAACAAGACCGUAGCCGUAUUCUUCCUCGGUGGUGUCACGAGAGCGGAAAUUGCGGCUUUGAGGUUCAUCGGCAAUAAAUUGAAGGAGUCUGGAGGUGAGGGCAGGGGCAGUCGGAUUGUCGUUUGUGCGACGAAUAUCAUUCGGGGCGAGGAGUUGGUGGGGAGUGCGGUUGAGAAGAGGAGGUUUAAGGCGUGA
Molecule: messenger RNA, 2943 nt
Organism: Bipolaris zeicola 26-R-13
Lineage: Eukaryota; Fungi; Ascomycota; Dothideomycetes; Pleosporales; Pleosporaceae
Exons: 5
Coding region: 1-2943 (980 amino acids)
Biological process (GO): intracellular protein transport; vesicle-mediated transport
Cellular component (GO): CORVET complex; fungal-type vacuole
Source: RefSeq, a predicted model, not a curated record